ACAACAAGACCAGGAAAUGAGUUUGAAAAACGAAGUCUGGUUUUGGCCGCUUGAUCUGGUCCAAUCCAAUAUAUAUAUUUGCGUAGUUUCAGAUGGCAUUUCGUACAUGCGUAUUUUGACCAAGAACUGCGUGGUUGGUAGCCUACACAAAAUGCGUGCAGGUUGGCAGGUCUGUAUAAGCGUGCGUCGGGAGCGCAGUACCGGUUUGUGUAGUUCCUAAGCGUACGAAACGUCCACAGCGUUGUACCUUGUACUUGUCGUGGGUCAAUCGUGCUGCUGAUAUUAUAUUUUAUGAGUCAUAUAUGUCAUGAGUACCGCAUACCAAUAGCUAACUGGUUCCCGACUUGUAACUAAAAAUAUCGCUUAUUCAAAAUCUCCCCAUUAAUUUUCCCCUUUGACAAAUUUCCGGGAAAACGAGGGGAGUGGCCCCUUUUUCCACUUUCACUUUCACAAGCUCUUCAAUCCGCCUAUUUAUGGAAUCAUUCGACAGUGGUAUGGUCUUCAGUUUAUCCGCAGCAGAUUGAUCCAGCACCUCUCUGACCAUGUCAUCGGCUGCAGGAGCCGGAGCUAGGUACACUGCGGACUGGAAGAGUCUUGAUUCGAGACCGCUGCCAACCUGGUUCGAUGAAGCCAAAUUUGGGAUUAUAAUUCAUUGGGGAGUUUACGCGGUGCCCGGAUUCGGCAGUGAAUGGUUUUGGUGGCACUGGCAAGGCGAUCCGAAACUGAGCCAUGUGGAAUUCAUGAAGAAAAACUACCCUCCAGGAUUCACUUACCAACAGUUUGCUCCUGACUUCCGUGCACAGUUUUUCGAUCCAGACCAAUGGGCUGAACUCUUCGAGGCUUCGGGUGCCAAGUAUGUGGUUCUAACGUCCAAGCACUAUGAUGGCUUCACAACGUGGGGCUCCCCACACUCCUGGAACUGGAACUCUGUGGACACGGGUCCUCACAGGGACCUGGUGGGGGACCUGGGAGUCGCUGUACGAAAAAGGUCCCUACGCUAUGGCAUAUAUAACUCCCUAUUUGAAUGGUUCCACCCUCUUUACCUGUCUGAUAAAAAAUCGGGCUUUAAAACACAGGAGUUUGUAUUCAGCAAGGUUCUACCAGAACUUCAUGAACUUGUUACCAGGUACAAGCCAGACCUGAUUUGGACAUAUGGGAACGUGGAAGCACCAGACUCUUAUUGGAAUUCCAGGGAGUUCCUGGCCUGGCUCUACAAUGACAGCCCUGUCAAGGAUUCGGUGGUAACCAAUGACGAUUGGGGGGCCGGCUGCAGCGGCAAUCACGGAGGGUACUACAGCUAUCAGCAUAGGUUCAGCUCGGGACAGCCGUCCAAACACAAGUGGGAGAAGCAGACCCUUGUGGACACCUUGUCCUGGGGCUAUCGGAGGAAUAUGAGGCUGAAUGAGCUGCGGGACCUGCCCAGUAUUAUACAGGACCUGGUUCACACUGUGGCCUACGGGGGAAACUUCCUGCUGAAUGUGGCCCCCACGGCAGAGGGGGCGAUCCCGCCGGUGUUCGAGGAGCGCUUGCGGGGUUUGGGCGACUGGCUGAAGGUCAAUGGGGAGGCGGUGUACGCUUCCCGGCCAUGGAGGGUGCAGAGUGAGAACUCCACCCAGACCGUGUGGUAUACCUCGAAGGGCUCCCAAGUUUACGCUUUCUUCCUUGUCCGACCGUCAGAAUCCUGGCUGAAGUUAGCCAAGCCAAUAACGUCGCCCUCUACAAAGGUGACGUUAUUGGGGUACUCUGGACAGCUGAGCUGGUCUGCCCUGAAGCCCAGUGGCCUGAAGGUGGAGCUGCCUCGCGAGCCUUUUGUGAACGGCCACGGGUGGACGCUGAGGCUCGAUGGCGUCAAGUGAAGCUCUUGUGCUUUAAAAAUUGAAUUUUAUAUCAAGUUUAAUCUACCAAGGUUUCCAUGAUAAGAAAAACAUGAAACAUCAAUUCACUUAAUCUGCUUCAUGCAAGUUAAUUCUAUUUUUCACUAUUUUUGUAUGUAUUUUUAUAACAAAGAAAUAAAAAUGUUUGAGUUACUGUGUUGCCUUGUUUGGUCUCAUCGAGAAAAAUCCCAAAUGCAUUUAGUCUUACACUGCAACAAAGAAAACAUUUUUAGAAACUCGUCUGAGGCAAACAUAAAAAAAUGGGUUUUAUUUUGCGCCAGAAGCUUAAAGUAGCUAAUUUUGUGGCUGUGUUUUCCUUAUGGAGCUCAGUUGAUGUUUUUCAUUGAAAAAAAUAUGCAGAUGUCGUUUAUGUAGACGAGCAGAAAUAAAGGGAUUCCAGA
Messenger RNA from Anguilla anguilla (European eel), 2275 nucleotides. Its product is annotated as tissue alpha-L-fucosidase-like. Gene Ontology annotation, cellular component: lysosome. Lineage: Eukaryota; Metazoa; Chordata; Actinopteri; Anguilliformes; Anguillidae. The record is from RefSeq and is a predicted model, not a curated record. Gene Ontology annotation, molecular function: alpha-L-fucosidase activity. Gene Ontology annotation, biological process: glycoside catabolic process; fucose metabolic process. The transcript is spliced from 9 exons. The coding region runs from base 543 to 1856 and encodes 437 amino acids.